Prunus armeniaca (apricot) is the source of this 276-nucleotide messenger RNA. The record is from the annotation of a GenBank genome assembly. Lineage: Eukaryota; Viridiplantae; Streptophyta; Magnoliopsida; Rosales; Rosaceae.
AUGUCUAGAAAGCGUUGUCACUGUAGAUUAUUGACCAAUGUUGAGAAAAGUCAGACUGAUGGAUGUUUGGCAUCUGCAAGGUUAGGAGAAGGAACUUUGGAAGGGCGAAUGUUUCAGUUUAUGUUGGUGGAUGAAGUAUGUACGCAUACAAGUAGAGUACCAAGGUACAGGUGCACUGAUUGGCUAGCUCAUAUGGCAAUGGAAAUGGCAAUUACUGGGUUAAAUUCGGUUAUUGGGUUGACAAAAGAAUUAGACGACAAUGGGCUGCUUGGAUAA